AUGGCUAGUCUGUUUACUUCCUUGCAGAUGCAGACAACCUUUCUUCACCCCCUUCACCCCUCUUCCUCUUCGGCUUCUUCUCAAUCAAUGGUCACUCUCUCAUCGACGCUUCUCACAAGGCCCCAAGUCUUCACGCUAUCGUCUACCUCUUCCACUUUCUUCAACCCCUCUAAGCAUCUGAAACCCAUUUCCAUUGUGAUUAGACCCACAAACAAGUGCCAUGGCAAUUCACUCUCUGUACGGAUGUCCUGGGACGGCCCACUCUCCUCAGUCAAGUUGAUCAUACAGGGAAGGAAUUUGGAGUUAUCUGAAGCGGUCAAGAAGCAUGUGGAAGACAAGGUUGGCAAGGCAGUUCAAAAGCAUAGUCACCUAGCCAGGGAAGCUGAUGUUCGGUUGUCUGUUCGAGGUGGAGAGUUUGGAAAAGGCCCAAGGAUUAGGAGAUGCGAGGUGACUUUGUUCACAAAGAAGCAUGGAGUGUUCCGGGCUGAGGAAGAAGCUGAGACACUUUACGCAAGCAUAGAUCUGGCUUCUUCUAUCAUCCAGAGGAAGUUGAGGAAAAUAAAGGAGAAGGACUCAGACCACGGUCGGCACAUGAAAGGUUUUAACAGAUUGAAAGUUAGGGAGCCCGCAACACAAGUAGUGGUGGAAGAGGAAGAGGAAGAGACAGUUCCCCAAGAGGAGGAAGGAGACUUCAUCAAUGACGAGAUUGUCCGUAUGAAAUACUUUGACAUGCCACCUUUGACUGUCGCUGAAGCAGUUGAUCAACUGGAAAAUGUUGAUCAUGACUUCUAUGCUUUCCGAAAUGAAGAAACUGGUGAAAUUAAUAUAAUAUACAAAAGAAAAGAAGGAGGUUAUGGGCUUAUUAUACCCAAAGGAAAUGGUAAAGCUGAGAAAUCGGGGCAUGUGGUCGUAGAACGAGCUAGAGAACAUUCCUUGGCAGAAUAA
Molecule: messenger RNA, 945 nt
Organism: Prunus armeniaca (apricot)
Lineage: Eukaryota; Viridiplantae; Streptophyta; Magnoliopsida; Rosales; Rosaceae
Source: the annotation of a GenBank genome assembly